This is a messenger RNA of Peromyscus leucopus (white-footed mouse), 2545 nucleotides long. It is a transcript of the gene Crbn, whose product is annotated as cereblon. The coding region runs from base 41 to 1378 and encodes 445 amino acids. Gene Ontology annotation, biological process: protein ubiquitination. The record is from RefSeq and is a predicted model, not a curated record. Gene Ontology annotation, cellular component: Cul4A-RING E3 ubiquitin ligase complex. Lineage: Eukaryota; Metazoa; Chordata; Mammalia; Rodentia; Cricetidae. The transcript has 11 exons.
GGCACCGCCCUGUCCCAGACUCCUUUGCGGGUAAACAGACAUGGCCGACGAGGGAGAUCACCCGGACGCUGCGCACAACAUGGGCAACCACCUGCCGCUGCUGCCUGCAGAGAGUGAAGAUGAGGAAGAUGACAUUGAAAUGGAAGUAGAAGACCAGGAUAGUAAAGAAGCCAGGAAACCGAACAUCAUCAACUUUGACACCAGUCUGCCAACGUCACAUACAUACCUAGGAGCUGAUAUGGAAGAGUUUCAUGGUAGGACUUUGCAUGAUGAUGACAGCUGUCAAGUAAUUCCAGUCCUUCCUCAAGUGAUGAUGAUCCUAAUUCCUGGGCAGACGUUACCACUGCAGCUUUCUCACCCGCAAGAAGUCAGCAUGGUGCGGAAUUUAAUUCAGAAAGAUAGAACCUUUGCGGUUCUCGCCUACAGUAAUAUGCAAGAAAGGGAAGCCCAGUUCGGAACAACAGCAGAGAUCUAUGCUUAUCGAGAAGAGCAGGAGUUUGGAAUUGAAGUAGUGAAAGUGAAAGCAAUUGGACGGCAGAGGUUCAAGGUCCUUGAACUUAGAACACAGUCAGAUGGAAUCCAGCAAGCUAAAGUGCAGAUUUUGCCAGAGUGUGUGUUGCCAUCAACCAUGUCUGCAGUUCAGUUAGAAUCACUCAAUAAGUGCCAGAUAUUCCCUUCAAAACCUAUCUCUUGGGAAGACCAGUAUUCAUGUAAAUGGUGGCAGAAAUACCAGAAGAGAAAGUUUCACUGUGCAAAUCUUACUUCCUGGCCUCGGUGGCUGUAUUCAUUAUAUGAUGCUGAAACAUUAAUGGAUAGAAUUAAGAAACAGCUACGUGAAUGGGAUGAAAAUCUCAAAGAUGAUUCUCUUCCUGCAAAUCCAAUAGACUUUUCUUACAGAGUAGCUGCUUGUCUUCCUAUUGAUGAUGUGUUGAGAAUUCAGCUCCUUAAAAUUGGUAGUGCUAUUCAACGACUUCGCUGUGAAUUAGAUAUCAUGAAUAAAUGUACUUCCCUUUGCUGUAAACAAUGUCAAGAAACAGAAAUAACAACCAAGAAUGAAAUAUUUAGUUUAUCCUUAUGUGGUCCAAUGGCAGCAUAUGUGAAUCCUCAUGGAUAUGUACAUGAGACACUGACAGUGUAUAAAGCUUCCAACCUGAAUCUGAUAGGUCGACCUUCUACAGUACACAGCUGGUUUCCUGGGUAUGCAUGGACCAUUGCCCAGUGUAAGAUUUGUGCAAGCCAUAUUGGAUGGAAGUUUACAGCCACCAAAAAAGAUAUGUCACCUCAAAAAUUUUGGGGCUUAACUCGCUCUGCUCUGUUACCCACAAUUCCAGAAACUGAAGAUGAAAUAAGUCCAGACAAAGUAAUACUUUGUUUGUAAGUGCACUGUAAGGAUAACUCCCUAACAAAUUGUUUUCUCAAGUCAGAUCUGCCCCAGACAUCACUGCCUCUGAUGUAUGUGUAUAGUGGUUACAGCAUUUGACUACCAAGUUCAAGAGCACACUUGCUCAGAGGAUGAGAAAGCAGUGUAAAACACAAGGUUGGAUUCAGAAGUACCCGCUUCAGUAGCUUGGUGCCAUUAAUUAUCCUGUUGAAUAUGUGGCAUUGACAGGCUAAGAAAACACCAUUUACAAUGAUGAGGAAGGCUAGGGAACAGGAUAGGGCACCACUGCUCUAAAUGAUGAAAUGUUCCAGGAGCUAGGUUGGCAAGCACAAGAGAGAGGCAAAGCAGUGUAUAUUACUUUGAAAGAAACAAAGUCCUUUUAAUUUUCUUUAGCUUGUCUGAGAUACUGAUUUGUAAAUUUUGAAAAUAUUAAAGAGUAAAAUAAGCAGUUUGAACAGAAAAAAUAGCAUUUUGUGUAUUUGCACUAUUUAUUUGAUAGCCCUGUCAUGUGUAAGACCCCCAUAAAUAAUAGUAUAUGUGCAUUUUGCAUUUAUGUGAACAGUAUAUAUUUCUGGGAUUAUACCCUUUAGGAAAUAAAGCAAUUGAAGGGCAUCUUUAAAUAAAACUUACCAAACUAACACCUAUGUCCAAACCUACACUAUUUAGUUAAAUUAUGUAAAAAUCGAAGUGAUCAAGUAAAAUUUAAAGUGAAGUACAGAAAUGUAACUCCUCAAUGUCAUUUUUUAAGUUUCACUUCUGUUUCAUUCAAGCUGCAGUCAUAGUGAGGCAGUGUAAUCUCACGACCCACACAGUUUCCCAUUCCUUGCAGAUAGUACUGUUUACAGGAAUCAAUCUCACACAACAUAGCAGCUUUGAGAUCACUCCAUCUGUAUCCUUCCUAUUUAUGCAGGUGGAAUGACAACAGCAGGAACUCAAUGAUGUAAAUUCAGGUAUUUACUAACCUGUGUAAAGGAAUUUCUGAGGCUCCCCUUUUUGUAACAUAACCCUGUUAAUCUUCCUCUUAUUUGGGCUUCAUCACUAGUGAUUUUAUCAAACUCCAAAAGCUGCUGUUUGCUUAUAUGGAUACCAAGUGUCUAAAUCUAAGCUGUAUCCAUCUAAUUAGUAAAAUAAACACUUGUGUUCACUCUCUGUGGUACCUGGUAA